CAGCACUCCAUCCUCCUCGGCCGCAUUCACAUUUCAACAUCAAUUCUUCCCGUCGUUCACCCCUAGACUCUUCACGAAACUGUGCGUGGAGAAUGCUUUUUGAUCCUGAGACCUCAAGCGAUCUCAAAACCUGGCUAGUGAAGAACCUUGAACCAAUAUGCGACGCGGAACCUGGUGCUCUCGCAGAAUAUAUACUUGCUCUGCUCAAGCACAACGCGCCUGAAUCAGAGCUCCGAAAGGAACUGUCGGGCCAGCUGGAGGAAUUCCUUGAAAAAGAGAAUACUCCCUUCCUUGACACAUUGUUCACCGCAUUACGGACGAAGUCUUACAUGCCUUAUUCUGCUGCAUCGCCGACAGGAUAUCCUUCGUCCAACGGCGAGGACAAUGGUAUUCCCAUCCCGCUUGACGCUCUGCUUACUUCUUCAAUCUCUACAUCGCCGAGCCGGGGUCUUAAACGCAGCCUUGACCAUGAAGACCACGACUCUCACGCGCCUGCAAAGGGACCCCGCACAAAUGAUGGCCACUUCUCGCGAUAUGGACGGAACGACCGUCGGUCAUCAUGGGGUGAUCGUGGUGAUCGAGGUGCCCGAAUGGGCGGCGCAGGACGUGGCGAUUACAUGGAUGGUGGUAUGGGUAGGGGACCGAGUGGUCAUGGCAGGGGGAUCUGCAGGGAUUAUUACAACCACGGAUACUGCGCGCGAGGAGCGUUCUGCAAGUACAGUCACGGCGACGACGCGGUUGUUCCUUCGCAAUUAUUCCCCAUGGCUGGUCCCAUGGGUGUUGGGCCGCUGCCCUUCGUCCCGAUGCUCCCAGGAGCAAUGCCAUUUGGCAUAUCUGGCGGCUCAAAUGCAGCGUACGAUCCUCGCGAGCGCAUGGAUAUGCGACCAGUGCAAGGAGCUGGGCUGGACGUGGGCGACCGGCCAAUCAAUGCUCGCGCGCCUAUGGUCCCACGAGAGCGCGGUGCCGGCAGUCCUACAGCACCAAAUCUUGGAGAGCUCCCUGCGAUGCAAGACCUGACCGGUGAUAUGGGAGGGGCCUCCGGCGGCGACAUGAAUGGAAGCAGCGGGAUGAUGGCCAUGCAGGGCAUAGAGAUGACGGGCGCGCCCGCUUUACCUAAUGGACAUGGUCGAGGUGGAUACCGGGGAGGAAGGGGUGGUGGCGGUCGUGGCGUGUUCGGCGGAGAGGUGCAGAACUUCCGACCGGACAGACACACUGACAAGACGCUUGUGGUGGAGAAGAUUCCACAAGAUAAGCUGAGCCUGGGCGCGGUGAACGAAUGGUUCAAGCGCUUCGGUAAUGUCACGAACGUCGCCGUCGACGCGGCGAAUGGGAAGGCGCUGGUCAGCUUCUCAAGCCAUGCCGAGGCGCAUACUGCAUGGAGAUCGAAGGACGCAGUCUUUGACAAUCGGUUCGUCAAGGUGUACUGGCAUAAGCCAAUGGAAGGCCACGGACAGUUAGGUGCGCGUAUGCUAGCGGCAUCCGCACCCUUGAUGGCGAACAUUGCCGCCCGAGAGACUGCCCCUACCACUAUUUCACCAGAGUCAUCUACCACCCAGCCUGCACCUUCCACACCUACACCCAUUCGCAAGUCCUCGACACCAUCUGCAGCCGCGGCAUUAGCUGCGAAACAACGACUGCUCGAGCAGCAGAUCGCCGAGCAGAAGUCGCUCAUGGCGAAGCUCGGCACUGCAUCUUCGCAGGAGAAGAAAGAGAUCAUGGCACGAUUGCGGAAGUUGGGUGAGGAGAUGAAGCCCUUGGCAACGCCUUCACCGGCCACACCGCCCGCUAGUGCAGCAACGGCGAAGUCAAGAGGUAUUACUCCCAGCGCGGACGAGAAGGAACGGCUUGAGCGAGAGCGACUCGACAAGGAGCUGGAACUGCACCAUGCAGUGAGUGCUGCUGAGGGGGAAAUGGAGGAAAACACGGAGGAGCUGAAGGCAACCUUGGCCAAGCUCAAAGCAGAGGCUGCGAGCCUCGGCAUUACCGACGUCUCGGAUGGAGCAUAUAGUAGCGGCACCACGUAUCGGCCAUAUAGAGCUCGCGGGAGAGGUCGGGGUAUGCGUGGGGGCUACCGAGGUUUCAUGCGUGGCGGUCCUCCACGAGGAAGCAUGAAGCUUGAUCUUCGACCGAAGACGCUGCUGGUCAAGAAUGUCGGCGCCGGUGCUGAGCAAGCUGUACGGGAGUGGUACGAGACGAUGGGCCAGGUUGAAUCAGUGGAUACGACAGAUGAUGGAGAUGUGCUCGUUGCCUUCAGGUCUAGAGCUGCUGCAGAACAGGGCUUAGCAAAAGGCACGAACAUUCCGUCAAUUGGUCAGGUCCGGAUUUCAUGGCACAAUAAUCAGCAGACGGGCGCUGCAGCACAAAAAACAUCGUUACAGCUUCCAGAGGGAUCGUCGCCAGUGGAGGACAGAAUGGUCACCGAAGACCGCCCUCCGUCUCCGGCAGAAACGGACGAGGCUCAAUAUCAGGAGGAAUCCGCUCCUGCAUGGGCCGGUGACGAUGCGGAUGGAUUUAGAAUGCUUUGAUUGCGAGUCAUUUGGACAUCUUGCUGUCCCUCAUUUCUGUACAAUGCUUUUGCGACUCCACAAAUUCAUGAUCACGGAAGAUAGUGCUCCUGACGGACACUACAAAGAUGCUACUGAUGUGGCCUACUUUAUUCUCACUUCGUGGCCCAUCACACUGCACACAUGAAGGCGUUUGUUACCAUUGCAAAUGCUCUGCAAAUGUGUUCUGAAUCUAGAGUGUGACCUAUGCAACACUAUGCCCUAAUCAGGGAGAUCCACAUCCCAAAGAGGCAAUUAAUUACAAUUUAGUGUCA
Laetiporus sulphureus 93-53 is the source of this 2818-nucleotide messenger RNA. RefSeq lists its product as uncharacterized. Gene Ontology annotation, cellular component: nucleus. Gene Ontology annotation, biological process: mRNA processing. The coding region runs from base 93 to 2525 and encodes 810 amino acids. Gene Ontology annotation, molecular function: metal ion binding; RNA binding. The transcript has 8 exons. NCBI's taxonomy places the organism in Eukaryota, Fungi, Basidiomycota, Agaricomycetes, Polyporales, Laetiporaceae. The record is from RefSeq and is a predicted model, not a curated record.